AGGAUGAGCAGUGCUGUGUGACUGGGGCUGGUAGUGAUGGAAAUAGCAACAAGCAGAAACUGCCUGUGUUAAACAGGACUCUCUCUCUCUCUCUCUCCGCCCCUCUCUCUCUCUCUCUCUCUCUCUCUCUCUCUGCCUCCUGCACUGGUAAUCCUUACUCUGAUGACAAAAAAGGACAAUGGAAUAGCGUGGGCCCAGGUUUCAUUUCUCCUAGGCAGAGUGCUGUAGCAUCUUUAUAUACAGCAGUAGUUUCUUUUUUUUUGUUUUGUUUAAUGGGAUACUGUGCUCUUGCUUUACCUUCCAAUCGGACACAGCUAUAUGUCAAGAGCCUGUCUGCCUUCUAUAGAAAGUAAGGGCAGUCAAUUACAUCUGUUGGACUUUGGCGCAUUUCCAGUAUACUGUGUGUGUGUUUUUAUUUUUUUAUUUUAUUUUUUUACUGUACCGUUCCACCCCUGAUGUUGGAUCUGGCUUUCUUUUUGAGGAUUUCAGUGGAGAAGCUGUGAGCUGCAGAUCGUUCUUCUCCUAGGGAUUCCAGACGUUGAUGGUCUGUGAUCCCUGACCUAUCUUCAGAGUCUCCCCUCCCUCCCCUCCACCCCAAUCCCCCAAGUUCAAUACCAAGCCACUGUUCGAGCCGAGGGGCCAGGAUGGAGGUGGGCAUGCGGGUGACCCGCGGUGUAGACUGGAAGUGGGGUAACCAGGAUGACGGGGAGGGGCACGUCGGCACCGUGGUUGAAAUUGGCCGCCAGGGAAGCACCACCACUCCGGACAAAACAGUGGUGGUGCAGUGGGACAGCGGCACCAGAACCAAUUACCGGACCGGCUACCAGGGAUCCUUUGACCUGCUCUUAUAUGACAACGCACAGAUCGGUGUCCGUCACUCCAACAUCAUCUGUGACAGCUGUAAGAAGCACGGGAUCAUGGGAAUGCGGUGGAAGUGCAAAGUGUGUUUCGACUACGACCUGUGCACGCAGUGCUACAUGAACAACAAGCACGACCUGUCCCACACCUUCGAGCGAUACGAGACGGCGCAUUCGCAACCAGUGACCCUGACUCCACGGCAGAACCUUUCCCGCAUCAUUCUCAAGGGGAUUUUUCAGGGGGUGAAGGUUGUACGAGGACCAGACUGGGACUGGGGCAAUCAGGACGGAGGAGAAGGGAAGGUUGGGAAGGUGAUGGAUAUCCGUGGCUGGGACACUGAAUCAGGACGCAGCGUGGCCAGUGUGACCUGGACCAACGGAACCACAAACGUCUACAGGAUGGGCCACAAAGGAAAGGUGGACCUGAAAUACAUCACUGACAUUGCAGGGGGCUAUUACUACAAAGAUCACCUCCCUAAGCUAGGUGAGCACGCUGAACUUCAGCGACGGGACAGUGCAGAAGGCCACACAUUCCAGCAGGGAGACAAGGUGAAGUGUCUCCUGGAGGUGGACAUUCUGAGACAGAUGCAGGAAGGACACGGGGGCUGGAAUCCCAAAAUGGCAGAGUACACUGGCCGCAUAGGGACUGUGCACAGGAUCACAGACCGAGGUGAUGUGAGAGUCCAGUACAGCAAUAACAUCCGAUGGACUUUCCACCCAGGCGCCCUAACCAAGGUGAACACGUUUGGGGUUGGGGAUCUGGUGCGUGUGAUGGAUGAUAUGGAAAACGUGAAGCGUCUUCAGGUUGGCCACGGAGAGUGGACAGACAGCAUGGCACCGGCCCUGGGGCAGGUGGGGAAGGUGCUGAAGGUGUACGCAGAUGGAGAUUUAAGGGUGGCCUUGGGAGCACAGACCUGGACCUUUAACCCCGCGUGUCUCUCUGCGCAGCCAGUAGAGGGUGAUGCCAACCUCAUGACCACCGAUAACACUAACGACUCCGGAAGCACUGUGAUCUCUGUUCUGGAGAAGCUGCUGUCCCAGGCUACUGACCAGGAUAACCCUGGACGGCUGGUUAUCGAGGCUGCUCGUGGGAGUGCCAGCAAGGUCCGGGAUCUGCUGCAGAAAUACCCAGAAAAGGUUGAUGUAAAGAAUCAAGGGAAGACAUCUCUGCAGGUGGCAGCACACCAGGGUCACAUGGAGGUGGUGAAGGUGCUGCUGCAGGCCAAUGCCAGCAUUGAAAUCAAAGACGAGGAUGGAGACACGGCUCUGCAUUACACAGCGUUUGGGAAUCAGGCAGAGAUCGCCCGGCUACUCCUGAGUAAAGGAGCCGGAGUGAACCUGCUCAACACUUCCAUGUGCACGGCUCUGCACAUUGCUGUCAAUAAGGGUUUCACAGAGGUGGUGCGUGUGCUUUCAGAACACAAUGCUGACAUCAACCUACAGGAUUCCUACGGCGAUACUCCACUUCACGACGCCAUUGCUAAAGACUUCAGGAACAUCAUCGAGAUCCUGACCGACGUUCCCAACAUCGACUUCACCCAGCAGAACAACAGGGGCUUUAACCUUCUCCACCACGCGGCACUGAAGGGGAACAAACUAGCUAUGGAGAAGAUCCUGGCACGAGCACGCCAGUUAGCUGAUGUCAAAAAGGAGGAUGGCUUCUCUGCUCUGCACCUGGCUGCCCUAAACAACCACAGGGAGGUGGCUGAAGUCCUCAUCAAAGAGGGCCGCUGUGACAUCAACAUCAGGAAUAACCGUAACCAGACCCCCCUGCAGCUAGCCGUGACGCAGGGCCACGCCGAGAUGGUUCAGCUCCUGGUGACGGAAGGGGCUGACGUCAAUGUGGAAGACGAGGAUGGAGACACGGCCGUGCACAUCGCCCUGAGCCGGCAGCAGCUCGCAUCCACCAUGGCAGCCAUGGAGGGGGAGGGCUCCUCUCUCUACACCAGGCUGCAGGGCUCGGGGCUGUUAGGGAAUCAGGAGUUGAAUGUGGGCGCUGCGAUCGCCUGCUUCCUGGCCCAGGAGGGAGCCGACAUAAACUACGCCAAUCACAAAGGAAAGAGCCCGCUGGACCUGGUCACAGACGGGAUGAUAGUGCAGCUCAUCAAAAACUUCUCUGAGAAGCACAGGUUGCAGCAGCUCCAAAGCAACAGCUCUGGUCCGGUGGUGAGCAGCAGUCUGCGGAGAGUCCACACCACCCCCAACACCAUGACCAACCUGGCCAUGCCCUCCAUCCCCGGCCCCUCGGAGUGCCUCAUCUGCUCAGAGCUGGCCCUGCUGCUCCUCUUCUCCCCCUGCCAGCACAGCGUGGCCUGCGAGGAAUGUGCUCUACGCAUGAAAAAAUGCCUCAAGUGCCAGGUCACGAUAACAAAGAAAACCAGACAAGACAACACAGAGGUGGAGUGCAGCCCCAGCCCGGAGAACUCGGAGCAGAGCAACCUGCUGGAGCAGCUGCAGUCCCGUUAUCGGCAGAUGGAGGAACGCAUCACCUGUCCCAUCUGCAUCGACAACCACAUCAAGUUGGUGUUCCAGUGCGGCCACGCCUCCUGCAUCGACUGCAGCGCCGCGCUCAAGACCUGCCCCAUCUGCCGGCAGACCAUCCGCGAGCGCAUCCAGAUCUUCGUCUGACCAGCCAGCGCCCCCUGCUGGGGCUGGGCUGGCUUUGAAAGAAGAAAAAAAAAUGGGUACAUUAUAUAUGUGCCCACAUCCCUCGGAGAUGUAUCUCUCGUUUACUCCCCUCCCCACCCCUCCUUCUGGCUCGUUCCUUUUCUUUUAAUUAUGUUUUUAUACCUGUGGCUGUGUCAAAGUAUGAUGCCAUAGUCUCGUUUUUUUUUCCCCCCCAGUGUUUCAUAUGGAUCUAAUACAUCCAGUGCUGCUUAAGUGUAGCCUUCUGCUAUUGACUAACACAACAUCAUGUAAGUAACAGUCAAUGAAUGUUAACAUAGUUCCAUCACCUAUUCCAUUGAUAUGCAAAAGAGCUAUAUAUAUAUGUAUAUUGUAAAAAUAAUGAGUAAUAUGUAUUUGUGGUUUAGCAUAGCUAUAAUGAGUACUGUUUAUUUAUAUAUGAAGAAUCAAUACCGUAUUUUAUCUGAUGGGGAAAAUUAUUUUGCCGUUGCUCAAAAAAAAACUUCAUUUCACACCUCAUAACAAAACAUUCUGUUUAUAAAACAGUUAACUCAGGGUCUUGGGUAAAGACUAAUCGAUCGACGACUUCGCAUCCAGAAACAAGAGAGAGAAAUGCAUUGUAUUUUUCAACCAUCAUUUAUAGGUCCCUGGGAGAAUUACUUUUUUUUUUUGGUACAGGAAGGUGUUGCAGAAAUUUCGCUUGUCUGGAAAAUUACCGAUUUUCCCACUAUUGGUUUGAACAAACUUUUGGAAGAUGGAGUUCAGUCCAUUUGUUUUGUGUUACUUUGCCGACACUUUUAGAUUUAUUCACCCAUAAAAAUCUCACUACUGCUUGUGCUUUAGAUUUGAAUCAUGGCACUUUUAUCAAAACAACAAAUGUGAUCAGCAAAAACUCAGCAUGACAUAAUUCCCAUUGUCUAUUCAUUUGCCUUUCUUUAAAGCCACUGUAAGGAUAGCAGAGACAUAACUUAUAUGUAAUCCCAGCCUGUUAUGGAAUAGGUCAUUUGAAAUAGAUGCAAGUUAAAGCAUUUGAGGAGUCAGAAUGAAUUCAGAGGGUCUAGUUUUUUCCCCCAUCUCUGUGUUACCUUUUAAAUAUGCAUAAAGUACACAAAUGCAAGAUAUAAAUAUGAAUAAUGCAAUCCAGUAAGCGCCCUCCUUAGACCACUAACGGAUCCUUUCAAUAUGGAGACAAGCGCCCACUAUUAGGAGCAGGUCUCUAAUCAGCCCAUUUUACUCUGUCCCUCUAGUGGUCAAAUUACAGAGAUUGCACUGUAAAGAGCAUGUUGAUUUAUUUAAUGCAGUUUAAACAAACGGCAAUACAAGGCCAGUUUCUAAGGGAGUGAGCAUUAGGAUUGCUAUGCAGAAGACGCAUUGGCAAACGCAGUGUUCUUUCGGAGAUCCACAUACUGCACCAGCAUUUUCAACCCUGAACCAAAUCUCAAUGCAGAAACCGCAUGGAGCUUUGCCUGCCUGCAUCUUCCAUUUCUCAUCAAAACCAGAUUUUUUUUAAACUGUAAAGAUUCGGACGAGAACAACUCAGAAGCCCGGAUGGAAGAGAAUGCAAUUGCGAACUUCCUUAAAUGUAUUUUUAAAUGGCUAAAAAUGUUGUUUUGGUUUUUCAGAUGUGUGUUAAUAGUUGUCUUGUGGAACACAACUGUGCAGAAGAGACUUAUUUUGUCAUUUUCAUCUUAACCAGCUGCAUGCAUUCAUUCAUUCAGCGCUACAGGAAUAUGUUGCUUCCCUGUACCUGCCAAGAGAUUAGAAACUUAAAUCCAGUGGGCAGUAGGAAAAUAAUGUUUCAAAAGGGCUUGUAGUGUUCUAAACUUCGUGUAAUCUUACAGAUUAGUUACAUCUCUGCUUUUAGCCUCUUUGCAGACUCACCCGAAUGCUUUUGGAAUUGCAGGUCCUGUAGGAAACGGUGGUGAAUUGUAGUUUCAGAAACGUUUUACUCUGCCUUUGUAAAAAUAAAUUAAAUAAAUAAAAAUUGAAGGUUUACUUCCAGGAGUAAAAACUUCUCCAGUGCCAAGCUAACAGGGGUUGAAUGUCGAUGACUCCCAACUAGGAACAGAGUUGUACACAAAGGAACAGUCAAAUUUUUACAUCUGUGUAAAGUGCUCUACUCUACAGAAGUACAUGUUAAUAUAUAUUAUUUAUAUGUAAUCAUAUCUCAUUAGGGAGGGAUGUUUUGAAGAGUCACGGUCAAUGGUACAUUUUUUGUAGCUGGUUGGCAAAGAACGAUACCUCUUAGGAAAGGGUUUUUUUUUUUGUUUGUUUGUUUUUUUUUUAAUUGCCGUGCUCGAGGUUACAGUAUUCCAAAAGGUAUGAAAGGUCUAAAAAUACGGAAGAAAAUUUAACUUCCCAAUUUUUGUGUUGCAAAGAUUUUACUUUGUGUAAUUGUUGCUUAUUAUUUUUCGGAGCCAAACAUAUUAUUAUUAUUAUUAUUAUUAUUAUUAUUAUUAUUUUAAGAAAAUAAGUCAAACAAAAACUAUUUUUGUUGUUGUUUCUUUUUAAAAUGAUAGCUCUUUAAAUGUGGUAUUCCCAGAAAGAGAAGUACUAGAAUGCAGAUUGUGCCAGUGCUCAAAGAAGCAAGAAGGUUUGCAGCGAUGCAUUGAGAAGUUUGUUUUAAAAAUCCAAACACAUACAUAGUUACAGCUGGUGUUUCUGCAGCACUUCUUCUGUUGUUGGCCUUAUUGUUCAGUACUCCCAUGUUUUUGGUUUUUUUUUCUGUAAAAAAUAUUUUGCAAUAAAUAUGGAACUGUUUUAUAAGAAA
This is a messenger RNA of Acipenser ruthenus (sterlet), 6252 nucleotides long. Its product is annotated as E3 ubiquitin-protein ligase MIB2. Gene Ontology annotation, biological process: protein ubiquitination. Gene Ontology annotation, cellular component: cytoplasm. Lineage: Eukaryota; Metazoa; Chordata; Actinopteri; Acipenseriformes; Acipenseridae. Bases 645 to 3485 code for a protein of 946 amino acids. Gene Ontology annotation, molecular function: ubiquitin-protein transferase activity; protein binding; zinc ion binding. The record is from RefSeq and is a predicted model, not a curated record. The transcript is spliced from 19 exons.